AAAAUGCAUUUUGGCGUGGGAUUGCUCCGCAAGUAAACAGAUGGAGGAAAAAUACAUUAAAUUUACGUAGUACCAAUAUGGACAAAAUGGAUGCUGGUACUGUACCAUUUUUAUAUAAUUUUAGUUCGAGUAUUGUUCCUCGACCAUACGAUUGGAGCGAUUGGAUAUGUAUCACUGGGUAUUGGUUUUUGGAUAAUCCAGAAAUUGUAUAUAUUGGAUUCGGUUCAAUAGUUGUAGAAGAUCCAAAAGCUUUAACAAAAACAAUCGUUGAGGCCGUGGUAAAGAGUGGUGUUUCUGCUAUUUUAUCAAAAGGUUGGAGUGAUAGGUUACAUCAAGGAAAGACUGAUAAUAAUGAGGAAGAAGAAUAUCCUUCAUGUAUCUUGCCGGUGAAAUCUGUACCGCAUGAUUGGUUAUUUAAACAAAUCGAUGCUGUGGUGCAUCAUGGUGGUGCGGGAACUACUGCAGCAGGUUUACGGGCUGGAAAACCCACUAUUAUCAGACCAUUCUUUGGUGAUCAAUUCUUUUGGGGUGAUCGUAUAGAAAAUAUGGGAAUUGGAAUUCAUUUAAGAAAGUUAACUGCAGAUAAACUCUCCGAUGGCCUUAUCAAAGUCACAACGGAUGGACUUAUGAUUAAAAAAGCUGAAUUGGUAGGAAAUAAUAUAGAAAAAGAAGACGGUGUAUUGAAUGCAAUACAAUCAAUAUAUAGACAUAUGGAUCAUGCUAAGCAAAGAAUUAUUUCACAGCGGCAGCGAGCUGCCGCUACUGGUAGUCAACUAUUACCAUUCGGUAUUGAUGAUACAAUUGUGUUUGAUUUUAAAUUAGCUGCUGCGUUAAAAAAGAUUGUUGGAUUCCCUGUAAAUGAACAUUCAGGAGAUAGCGAGACAAAUUCACCGUUACCUAUUGAAGAUAAUUGA
Molecule: messenger RNA, 914 nt
Organism: Racocetra persica
Lineage: Eukaryota; Fungi; Glomeromycota; Glomeromycetes; Diversisporales; Gigasporaceae
Source: the annotation of a GenBank genome assembly